This is a messenger RNA of Cucurbita pepo subsp. pepo (vegetable marrow), 1372 nucleotides long. NCBI's taxonomy places the organism in Eukaryota, Viridiplantae, Streptophyta, Magnoliopsida, Cucurbitales, Cucurbitaceae. The record is from RefSeq and is a predicted model, not a curated record.
AAAAAAGCCGGAAAGAAGGGAGUACAUCUUAACCCGCAGGUUCAGUCGACAACUCCAGCCGCCUCACCUCAAACUCUCGCUCUUAUUUCACUCCAACGGCGACGGCACCAGCAGCCUGCGGCGAAGUCUCUGUCUCUGUCUCUGCAACCUCUACGGCCGUCUCGACGGAACUCACCUUCUACGAAUUGACCUAAAUCGGUACAAUACCCCUUCAGAUUUCUCCACUAAAACCCUCCCUUAAGCCCUUCCGUUCAUCCUUCUCCGCCCAAUGCUACGCUUCUACCACUCCCCUACUCUCUCAAGAGUCCUCCUCCUCCGGAGGUUUUCCUCCGCUGCCACCGCCACCGCUCCACCCCUUGAUUCCGAUCCCGAACCUUCAUUUUCGUACUUGGAGGGUUUUCCGAAGCCAGAUCCGAAGUACGCCGAGACAAUCCUCGCCAUUCCGCGCUCCAUCUCCGGAAAGAACAUUUCCGCUAAAGAGCGCAAGGUUGGCCGCGUUCCAAGCAUCGUGUUCGAGCAAGAGGACGGUCAGCAUGGCGGAAAUAAGCGUCUCAUAUCUGUACGGACUAAUCAAAUUAGGAAGCUUGUAAAUCAUCUAGGUCGCUCUUUCUUCCUCUCCAGGCUUUUUGAUCUCGAAGUUCGGUCCGAGUUCGAAUCCGGGGAUAUUGUUGAGAAGGUUCGGGUCUUACCUCGGAAGAUUCAUCUUCAUGCGGGAACAGAUGCACCACUUAAUGUUACUUUCAUAAGGGCACCUUCACACGCUUUAUUAAAAGUUGAUGUACCUCUUGUUUUCCGAGGGGAAGAUGUAUGCCCUGGAUUGAGGAAAGGAUCUUAUUUGAAUACAAUUAAGAGGACAGUUAAAUACCUUUGCCCUGCUGAUAUUGUUCCUCCAUAUAUCGAUGUCGAUCUUAGCGAGUUAGAUGUUGGGCAAAAGUUGGUUACGGGUGACCUCAAGGUUCAUCCUGCGUUAAAGCUUCUUCGGUCAAAGGACGAGCCUGUUUGUAAGAUUGCAGGAGCCCGAGCUUCCGAUCAACAAAAGAAAUCAAAGUAACUCUGGACUAUCAAUAUCUUAGUUGCUUGGACAUUAAAGCUUCUUCUGUUAAAGAAGACGAUGUUUGUAAGAUUAUGGGAUCCAGGAUUUCAUGAUCAGUCAAGAAAUCUUAAUAAAUCCCUCCAGAUUUUGGUCACCAUCGGUUUUAAUUUUUUUCUCCCAAUACUUCAGAAAGCAAUGUACGUUGUUUGUUGUUGGUUCACUAGCAUUUAUUUGAUCUCUCUGUUCACGGAAUGCUUGAACUCUGAUGAGCAAGAAUAUUAUGAUAACUUUUUAGAGGGAGUUUUUAGCUUAAUUGGAGGAGGCAUUUGUAACAUAUUA